This is a messenger RNA of Zootermopsis nevadensis, 3518 nucleotides long. RefSeq lists its product as uncharacterized. NCBI's taxonomy places the organism in Eukaryota, Metazoa, Arthropoda, Insecta, Blattodea, Termopsidae. The record is from RefSeq and is a predicted model, not a curated record. Gene Ontology annotation, molecular function: metal ion binding.
ACAAAUUGCUGUGUUGCAUGGUGUUUUAAUAUUAUAACUCGAUUCUAGAACGCGUUCAUAACAUUGCUUCCGGUAAACAGCUUUAGCCUAAGUCCGGAUUCCGGAACCGAAAGAUUAGAGAAGACGCCUGGUAGAAAAAAUAUACACGCAGAACCUGAAUUUAGAGAUUAAAGCAUGGAUACACCCAGGAAAAAUAAUGACUGCUACUUCUAUUACUAUUCAACUUGCUUAAAGGGUGAUGGUUGCAUGUUCCGUCAUGAGCCUUCGGCAUUGGGUUGUGAAACAGUGUGCUCCUUCUGGCAGCAAGGGAAGUGUCUCAACCAACAUUGCAACUUCCGACAUAUGGAGUUGAGAAAAAAUCGUAAGAUGAUUCCUUGUUACUGGGAGAACCAGCCUGGCGGUUGUCGGAAACCUCACUGCUCAUUUCAGCAUAAGAAUCCCCGGGAACCACCUACAGUAGCUGACAUGGAAAAAGCUAAAGAAUGUGAAGGUGUAGGAGCCGGCAAACCACUGGAAAGAUCUGAUUGGCCUAGGCGAACAGUAAUGGCUGAGAGUGUGCAGUAUGAAGAGUGUGUAGGGAGCAGUGACAAUGAUACCGCACGUGUGGUUCCUCGUCGUGUAAGUCAGAGCAGUGAGACGAGCUAUGGCAGUCCACCUGUCGAUCCACUUGUCGUCAACUUUGAAGAAGGAGUUCAGAAACAAGACGGUGAUAUACUUUUCCCCCUAAAGUACUUCAAAAUUAGUUUGGAGAAGAAUCAUAAAUCGUUAAUAUUUUGCAAAGAAAGUGGGCAAGGAACCAAGUCAGACAAUGAAAGUGUCCCUACAUCAACCCCCACUAAGAAGCUGCCACAGAAGACGAAUAUACAUGUAAAAACAUUGGAGGAGAUCAGGCUGGAGCGUAUUCAGGCUGAGUCAGCUGCUUUCUAUGCCUACAACAGCACCCCUGUCGAACAGGAACCUGAGACAGCUGUUGGCUCCACCAUUGUAGCUUCAAGUUGGGACAGCGAUGGAGAUAGUGAUCUCCGAACCAAGUUUCUAUCCAGGAAAUCCUACCACAGUCUCAAAACUAAUCUUGACUUCCGUGUUAUGACUCUUGAUGAAAUAAGAAAAAACCGACAACAAGAAGAAGGCAAUUAUUCUGUCAUGGAGAAGAAGACAGAUAUUGCAGUGAGUUCAAGCAGGGACAUUCUAGAUAGUGCUUUAAGUGUGAAGCAGUUUAGCAGUCCAUUUGAUGUAGCAAACAACAAUACCACUUCAGAUGCUAGGUUUCAGAUUAGGCAGAAAAUAUCUACACCGGGUCACAGUUUUGAAGAAGAAGAAGGUGUAUGUGUUGAUGGGGGCACAGUUCUGUUUAAUAGAAUAGUGGGUUCAGAAAAGAAUGAUGUUGCUUUGACAGAGCCCAUAUCGCAAAUUGAGGUAGGUGUAAGAGAUGGAUAUGAUGAUACAAGAACAGGUGAAAAUUUAAUAGAGAAUUAUAAAAGCAGUAUUGUAAUUAAAACUCUUUCUCAGAUCCGGGCAGAAAAGAAUUCUCUAAUUGAAAAUACUUCCACUUGUAUCCCAAAGAGGUCACAUUCACCAAUAGUGUUUGAUUGUUUGUCUCAGAAACUUUCUUGUACAAAUACAGAAAAUGAAAAAGAUUGUCUUAAAAGUGGAGGUGAGGGCAUGAAAAGGAAACCUAUGAUUAUAAGAAAGCAUAUAUUGGAGUCUGGACCAAAUUUAGAUGAAAAAGAAUCCUCAAGUCCACCCAAGAAAUUGCGUAGGUUUGUAAGAAGAACCCUCCAUGAGCAAGUCAGUGAAUCUAAAUCUGACAGUGAAGGUGCACCAAGAAAGCUGUUAAAAUUGAGGAGGGAUAUAAAUACUGCAGUUGCAGCUUCUGAGAGUUCCAGAGUUAUUAGACUUACUUCUGAUUUGUUAAAAAAUUCUGAACUUUCUGUAGAAGUGCCUCCGAAUAUUAACAAUACUGUAUGUACAGAUUUGUUGAAAGUUAAUGGUAUAUUUUGUGUGGGGACUGAGGGAUCUGAUUGUGACCGGCUGAGACAGCCCCUUACAAAUAUUUCAGGGGACAAUUUUAAACCUGAUUCUAUGUCUGUUACAAGAUCUUUUGACUAUGAUGAAAAUUCCAGCACACCAUUUGAUGUUAGUAGGUCUAAUGUGUCCCGGAAUUCAGGUGUUUCAUUGCGAACCACAACAGACUCACCAACUACCUGUGUGCUUCCUGGCAAGUAUUUUGACACUUCUGUUAAUGAACUUGUUGGGGAUAGGAUAGAUGUUACCCAGUCCUCAAAAUUAGAGCCAAGUGAAAGAUUAGAAUUUAAAUUGGCAUACACAAAAAACUCAGAUUACGUAUUUGGUGCCAAAGGUAAACUUUGUUCUGUGAAACCUCUUUCGAUAUUACCAAUUGAACAGGACGGUAUGGAUACUGAUGAAGAGUUGUUGUUGGCUAGUGGCCAGGACAAUUCUAUGACACUGGAUGCUGGGGAGGAUAUAUUGCAGGAUAUAGAUGAUUUGCUUAAUGAUGAUUAAUAAAAAAAUUAAAUUUUUAUGUAAUGCACAGAAACCAAAAGGCCAUGAUUUGUUUUCUAGCAGUUGGCUGUGUGGACUGUUUAAAACUGCAUGACAAAAAUUAUUUUCAAGGUAUUGAUCUUAGCAUGGAUAUGAGAUGUGCCCUGUGUAGGUCAUUGAUGACUUUGAAAAAUUGUUAUUUGUCAGGAUUUAAAUCGGUACAGAUAGAGACUACCAUGUGGCAUUAGCAAUAUAUAAUUGACAUUUUUUAUUUUCUACUUUUCUAACAUGUUGACUGUGAAUAAUGUUUUUAUAAACUGUUGUCUUGAAAAGUGUGCAAAUCAAAGAAUUUCGUUCAUAACAGCUAAUAACAUUUGUCUCUUCAGGUAAAGAAUAAUGUCAGCCUCAGUUGUCCUGUUCCUUUGAUUGAAAAUUAUGUUUGAGAUAUGAAUUUACUGUGUUGGAAAGUGAAGGAGUGAUAUGUAAAUAUGUACAGAAAGAUGAGAAAAUUAUUUUGAUGAAUUUUGUUGUGUAAAUAGUACUUUAUGAAGUGAUUAUUAUGUGAUGUAUGUGAUGUGCUUUAUUUUGGAUUGUAUAUAUUCUUAGAAAUGCACCUGUCUGGAUUACGUCAUUUGUAAAUUUCCUGGAUAUUUGAAAAGCGCUGAUAAGUUAUGGUGGAAAUAAUUCUUAAAAUCAAGAUUUAAUUGAUUUUAAAGUUUAAAAUUGUUGUACUAUGAUUAAUAGGAAGCAAUAUAAUGGUUUUGAAGUUUGAAAUUGGACUGACAUAUACAACUUGUUUUGUGGGAUAAUGUUGACAAUUUUUCUGUUCUACAAACAUUGCAUUUGCCAUCUUCAGAGUGAAUGGUAUAUUUUGACAGGGAGAAGAACAUAAUUGUUUAUCAAUAUUUAGGUAUUGAAACUGUUGUACCUGUGAAGUAUCCAUUCCUUCAUGGAGCUCUGUUUUCUGUGUUAGUGAGAUUCUUCAUGCACACCAAUAAAUACUGUUAUAUUUAGGA